Chelmon rostratus (copperband butterflyfish) is the source of this 2215-nucleotide messenger RNA. It is a transcript of the gene cldnd1b, whose product is annotated as claudin domain containing 1b. Bases 365 to 1117 code for a protein of 250 amino acids. The transcript is spliced from 5 exons. NCBI's taxonomy places the organism in Eukaryota, Metazoa, Chordata, Actinopteri, Chaetodontiformes, Chaetodontidae. The record is from RefSeq and is a predicted model, not a curated record. Gene Ontology annotation, cellular component: membrane.
GGAAGAAGAAAAUUUGCUAUCGUAGAAGAAGAGAGCGGAGGCCCGUUGGAAAUUUAACGUAUAGAAGAAAUAAUGCUAAUAACUGAAAGUUUUGUCCAGCGAUGAGGUUGUGAACUCAAUGGUUGUUGGGAAAUAAAAUGUAGUAAAACGACUGAACAGAGCAGAAUGUUUGUGGAACUCAUGCUAACUGACAGUAGUUAACAGACAUGCCGUGGUGCCUAAAAACCAAGCGGAAAGAUCAUUUUUAAGCUGACAACCGGGCCUUCAUCACACAGUGACAAGCCAAACUCCAUUUAUAUUUUUAUCACAGAGCAGUUUGUCUUUGUAGACACAGGCUGUAAAACGAGCCGUGCUCAUUCAGACCAUGGUAGACAACCGCUACGCCACAGCUCUGGUCAUCGGCUCGGUGCUGAGCCUGCUGGCCACGGUGUACCUCUCUGUGGCCGUGGGAACUCAGCACUGGUACCAGUACAACAGUCCAGCAGUAAAACGUGAGGGGAGCAACGCCUCCGAGCUCAGAGAGGACUUCAUCAAUGGAGAGUUUGAUGAGAAGACCUACAGCGACACCAUGUUCCGCCUGAACGGCACCCUGGGACUGUGGUGGAGGUGCAUCCUGGUGCCGGGCCGGUCACACUGGUUCAAAGAGCCAGAUCCGAAGAUGGAGACACAGUGUGUGAGCUUCACUCUUCCUCAGCAGUUCAGUCCAAAGUACAAAUACCCUGGAAACCAAAACAGCGAAGAAGAUCUGCUGAGAACAUACUUGUGGAGGUGCCAGUUUCUCCUGCCUUUGGUGUCUCUGGCCUUGGUGUUCCUCAGCGGUCUUGUUGGAGUCUGCGCCUGCCUGUGUCGCAGCUUCACCCCCACCUUGGGUGUGGGAGUGCUCCAUCUACUUGCAGGCCUCUGCUCUCUGGGCACCGUCUGCUGCUUCCUGGCCGGGGUGGAUUUGCUCCACCAGUACUCCCCACCGCCGGAGGGGGUGGAGGGCUCGCUGGGCUGGUCCCUCUACCUCGCCCUCAUCUCCUUCCCCCUUCAGAUGAUGGCAGCUGCCUUGUUCCUGUGGGCGGCCAGGAGUCACCGCAAAAACUACACCCGCAUGACUGCUUACAGAGUAGCCUGAAGACGGACUGCUGCCCCAGCUCAGCCUGAAGCUCUUUGAAAACACGACGACAUGACAUCACAGGAAUAAACAGAACCAGUUUGCAGCUAAUCAUCAUAAGUGCUCAUAAAUAGCUGUUUAAGUCCUCUGAGUUGUGUUAUUUAAUUUGUUUUGUAGCAUCUCUAACCUGCAUGUCCUUUAAAGUCUGUUAACACAUCCUGUAUGAUUUGUUGUUUCUGCUGUUGACUGUGGUGGCGUGCGGUACUUCAUUGCCUUCUUUUCAGUUGCCAUCGCUUCGAAAGCUGCUCACCACAUUGCCCUUAAAUCAGGUAGAGAUUACACACCUGGACUGUCACUAGUGUCCGGCCUGCACGUACCUACGCUGGGUAUCUCUCUCUGUCAGUGCAGAAAAGCAUUACACAAGCCUGUUUUUUUAUUUUGAGGUUUGUUUGGUUUUAUCUUUGUGUAAUCUUAAAUAUCAAGCCUUCGCUGUGCAUGCCUUUUUAAGCUGACAUUUCUGUCUUCUGUGGUAAUUGUUGAUUUCAGUCUGUGGUAUGUGUUGACUAAAUGUCACAAAAUGUCGCUCAAAAAAAAAAAAAAAAGAUGUAACCACUCCUCACCUGUUGUCACUCAUGUUACAGAUCUAAUAUUUAUCAGCACAGUUCAUUUGAAUGCUAGAAAACUCAAACCUGUGACCUCUUUAGAACAUUUUUAAGUUCAAAGCUCCAAAUUAUUCUAUUACUGUAAAUGUUUGUCUGCACGUCUGUGUUCCUCCAGAGGUUUCAGUUUUACCAGUUAACUGACUGACAGACAAGUACAGUUUUUUUGCAUCAGUUAAAGCCUUUAAAACGUUUCUUGGUGACACUACAGUCGAAGAAUAUUUUGAAUAACAAUUGAGUUUGCAAAAUCUUCAUUUGCAAGAGAAAACUCGUGAAUCUGCGUCCGAACACUUUGUGUGGAAAAUUCCAAAAUGACUCAUUUUGUAGCACCAGAAUACAAAUUGUGAUGUUUUCAUGUCACAAUGUUUUGUUACUCGUCUAACGUGUUACACUUUUCUAAAUGUCUUGUGUUCUGAAGCACACUGACUGUUUCUGUAUCAAUAAAUUUGACAUUUGCCUA